Messenger RNA from Hippoglossus stenolepis (Pacific halibut), 2759 nucleotides. RefSeq names its product signal transducer and activator of transcription 1-alpha/beta-like. The record is from RefSeq and is a predicted model, not a curated record. Bases 136 to 2349 code for a protein of 737 amino acids. Gene Ontology annotation, biological process: type I interferon-mediated signaling pathway; regulation of cell population proliferation; defense response. Gene Ontology annotation, molecular function: DNA-binding transcription factor activity, RNA polymerase II-specific; RNA polymerase II cis-regulatory region sequence-specific DNA binding. Lineage: Eukaryota; Metazoa; Chordata; Actinopteri; Pleuronectiformes; Pleuronectidae. The transcript has 24 exons.
UCACGUGGUGUGUGGGUGUGGGCACAGUAUAAGUACAGUUCAGGAAGAAACACACAGACACACACUGAACACCACACAGCGAGAUGAUCCACCUCUGAUUGUUAUCCACGGAUCAUCUACAGGGACAAGCACAAGAUGGCCCAGUGGCAGCAGCUGCUCAAGCUGAACUUACUCCAGGGCGGCUUGGCUCAACUGUACGAGAGGAAAUUCCCCCGACACAUUCGCCACUCCCUCUGCUUCUGCAUAGAGAGCCAGGACUGGGAUUCAGCAGCUGUGGAUAAAAACAAAGCAGGCGCGUGUUUCCGUGCACUCCUGCAGUAUUUGGAACAGCAGUGGAACCGCUUUGCUCAGGAGAGCAACAUUUUGCAUGGCCCUGAUUUUCCAGGGAUGAAGGACUACUUGCUGGCACACUUUCGAGAUGAGCCACGGAACCUGGCCAUAAUCCUCUCUGAAUGUUUACGAGAGGAAAAGAAAAUCCUGGCUUCCGCUUCUCCAGAACAGGGUUGUGAAAGUGCAGCUGUGGAACACAAGCUGACAGAGUUGGACAACGGAGUGAAUGAGCUGAAACAGCAGACUUUGGAGCUAAAGAAGGAGAUAAAGUCACUGGAGGACAUGUAUGAAAACUACGACUACUUAGAGAAAACCUGGCAAAGCAAAGAGGAACAGUGUGUGGGGUUGGCCCAGUCCCACGCUGCUGGGAGAGGGGAGUGUCUGAACCAGGCCAAUUUUAUCCUACAAAAAGAACAGACGGUGCUUCUGGAAAUAGUGAACGUUUUAAAACGGGCAGAGCAGACGGUGGCAGCUCUCACUGAAGUCGAGCUGCCUGAGUGGAAGCGCCGACAGCAGAUGUCCUGCAUUGGAAGUCCGGUCGACACCAGUCUGGACCACCUCCAGAAGUGGUUCACCACUGUGGCAGAGGUGCUGCUACAGGUUCGCCAGCAGCUGCAGAAACUACAAGACCACAACAAGAAGUACAACGGCACUGAUGCCUCCAGCCUCCUGGGAGCACACGAGGAGCUCACACUGUCCUUGCUCACGUUGCUUCUUGCAAACGCUCUAGUGGUGGAGAAACAACCUGUGAUGUCGAGUACACCACAACGACCUCUGAUAGUGAAGACUGGAGUACGGUUCUCAGCGACAGUUCGGUUCUUGGCAAACCUCCCUGAAUUCAAGGGCCUGCUCAAAGUCAAAGCUGUGUUUGACAAGGAUGUUGAAGAAAUCUUGACCAUCAAUCGGCUCCGUCAGUUUCGUUUCCUCAGAGACGUCACUAAGGUUUUGGAUGUGGACGAACCUGGUGGAGACUUGGUGGCAGAAUUUGCUCACAUGUCACUCAAGGAAAGCAGAGUAAAACGUGAGAGUCGAGUGAUCGUGACGGAGGAACUCCACAUCGUUAAGUUCGUGACAGAGUUUCAGUUCGCUGGACUCGGGUGUAACAUCGAGGCCAGCUCGCUGCCGGUGGUUGUCGUCUCCAGCAGUAAUCAGAUGCCGGCUGCCUGGGCCUCGGUCAUGUGGUGCAAUGUGUUGUCCAGCAGCGAACCGAGGAACCUGUUGUUGUUCCUGGAGCCCCCCCCCCUCGCCUGGCAGCAGCUGUCCCAGGUUCUGAGCUGGCAGUUCUUGUCCGUUGGCCAACGAGGACUCGAUGAAAACCAGCUCUCUAUGCUCCGGGACAGAAUUGUGGAUGCUCCUGAAGGUCUCGUUCAUUGGGACCGAUUCAAGAAUGAAAGUACCUGGACUUGGAUCGAUGGAAUCCUGGAUUUGAUCAAGAGACACUUGGUGGAUCUUUGGCGUGACGGGCACAUCAUGGGGUUCGUGAGCAGGAAGAGAACAAAUGUGCUGCUGCGGGCAAAACCGACCGGGACCUUUCUGCUCCGCUUCAGCGAGAGCAACAAGGAAGGAGCCAUCACGUUCAGCUGGGUCGACCACGCCAAAGGUGAGCCCCAACUGCAUGCGGUGGAUCCCUACACCAAGGAUGAUCUGUCCAAAAUGUCCAUGCCAGACUCGAUUUGCCGCUACAGUGUGAAAGAGGAGGGGAACCCGACCAGGAAUCCGCUGCUCUAUCUUUACCCAGACAUCCACAGAGACGCUGCCUUUGGACUCAGCGGGACCAACUUUUCUGCACAAACAAACGGAUAUAUUGGGAGGACACUCGUCCCCACCUCAGUCUUUCCUACACCACCUUCAUCUCCGCAGCUGCAGAUGGAAGUCGACCCAGAAUCCAGUGCAGAGGAACCUUGGCGGGCUCAGGAACUCUUUCAUCAUCAACUAGAUGUACCUGGAUCUCCUGUCUGGUCUCCUCCAGCUGCUCCGUCGACUGAGGUCAACUUCUAUGAUCCUUGUCUCAACAUCUGAAAAGGGGCUGGCGUCCAGAGGCAAAAAGUUAUUGUUGCUACACAAUGAUUUUACUCUAAAUCUUUUACUUUAAAUAUAGAUUUGAUUCUACUCGUACAAUGACCAAAGUGUGAAGUACGAGCAUUUUACUGUAUAUGUACAUACAAACGUAAAUGAUGACUCAAUUAACUGGGCGGCUUAAAGAUCUUGGUAAAUGGUAAAUGUAUAUAAUACCCAAUGAUAAGAUGCUGGCUAAUGUAUUUUAUUAUGUUGAAUAUUUGCACCAACUUUGUGCCUCAGGUUUCUGAAGCUGUUGAGCAAAUGAUGAUGAUGAUGAUAAAUGAUGGUGAUGACAAAUGAUGAUGAUAAAUGAUGAUGCUGUACUACCAACGUUUAUUACUUUUGUUUGUUAAAAUAGAUAUUUGAUUGCA